AUGGAGAGAGCGAUUCCUGGUGAUUGGCAAAACCUGUAUGCUCCAUCGCUCAUGGAAGCCAAUCAGCGUGAGCCGACCUCCGACAUCAACUUUAGUGGGUCCGUCAUCGUCACCCCCAGAAAUUACAACUUGAACCUAUUGCUACGCGCGUCUGGGAAGACACCGCGCUUCGACAGGUUCCACUCGCUCUACGAGCGUGUACAAGCCAUGGUGCGUACUAUUCGUAGCAAUGCGCUUGAGAAGCUGGCGCGGCUCUCAGCACAGUCAACAAAUACUACGACUACGAUUUCCGAUUUCCAGAGACUCUUCAAGAGAUGCCCGCAUUCUUCUGGAACUGCUAGCGGAGUCGAACAUGGCACUGUUAACACGUGGACACCCAUGAAACUUCAAGAACUAGAGACAAUUCUGGCUCUCUGCAAGUCUGCACCUUAUGUCCAGUCUCCGGAAGUCGCAGAGAAGCUGCUCACCCGCUUAUCGCCCUACCUUUCCGAGUCGUACACGCAGAUCCUCUCGCCUUCCCCUAACCUCCGCGCCUUCGAACCCUCGCCAUACGAGAAGCUUACGUAUAACCUCACAUCUGCAAUACUGGCGAUUGGCAUCAAACAUGGUCAGCUACGGGCGCAGGCAACAUCUUCACUUGAUGCCUACCUCAGCGGUUGGGCAACUGCCUCAGAUGCGCUCUCAGCAGACCGUUUCGAACCUGAAGAGCGAGGAGAAUUCUCGGCAGAUGGCGAACUUGCUCGCGCCAUGACGCACAGUCUGUCUCUGCUCGGAUUCCUCGGUGCAACGGCAGAACACGCCGAGUUUUGGAACGCCUACGACAGACUGCACUUUGUACAACAAGUGCGGAGAGUGCUGACGGAGAAAUUUUUGAUUGCAUUCGAGACGGCCUUGUCGAUUGUACGUAACGCGCGUUCACAUCAGCACGGCCUAAGGGAAUGGAGACGAUUUGUUAAACAUUACGCGGCGUCUGGGCGGCCCUUGGGUGCGAUGAUAUUGCACGACUCGUUCCUGAAGGUUGUGGUGGCUUCUGCAUCACUGCUUGUGCAGACGCACCCAGAGAAUAAGGUCGGAGGUUCGGUUCUAGAUUACCUGAAGUCUUCGUUCAGGGAGACGAAUAACCAUGUCAUUCCUGAUCCAUCAGACGACCGGCUUGCGGAAGGUCUAGCGAGGAUUGCCGUGGAAGAGAUGGAAAGACUUGACAAUGACCUUGACUACCUGCAGAGAGUUGGGUCAGCGUGGCAGCAACAGCAGGCAUCUUCGGUCAAAGCGAAAGUGUUAAUUACAUACCUAUGUUGUGCAGUGUACGACGACAACAUUGCGGAUGCAGAUCUUUUGACGACGUGGUUGGAUGGUGUACUCAAUGACCCAACACAGAGUGCUGAUCAUGAGUUGGCAUCGACGGUCCUGAAGUCAAUGGCUAUUCUCGCAAAGGUCUCACCUCAAGUGGCAUCCAACCUUGGUCGCUCUCUACCACGAGUCAUCGUACAGGGUAACUUCGAUCAUCGGACUACCUCUGUCGCGGCCGAAUCGCUCGCUGCAGUGCUCAGUCUUCUGCCCCAGGACGCUAUCAUCACAACUCUAUACAGUUUGGGCAACAUCAUCAGCGUUGCACCUGUGUCUGAGCGAAAUGUCGCCUCCUCACCACCGCUGAAUGGAAGCAAUCGUGGUCCACGUGCUGGUGGAGUUUACAAUCAACAAAACGGCAGUGCCAUCUCAUUGACGCCAAGCGAUAUUGAAGAGCCGCACCACGUACAUACAACCGUUAUCGAGACGAUAGUGUCGGUGGCGAAAAAUUGCAAAGAUGCGAAGAUUACAGCACUUGCUUUGUCCAUGCUCGUGCAAAAGGUGGGACGAGCAAGCAAGACCGUGGACGCGAAGAUCAUCACGGACGCCGCGUUCCUGGGCGCUCACAGUCCACCGGGGGAGUUUAAGUCGCUCCUGAAAAUGUAUUCGAAAGCAUGCCAUGAUGCUUUGGUCAACGAGGACACCGCAACACUGGAAGCCGUCAUGUCCGCACGACUGAACAUGUCAAGGGAGAUAUCUGCGAAGGACGAGACUUUUGAGAUAUAUCUCAGACAUCUACUAGACACUAUUGUCAGUAAAGGAGAUGCACAGGAGAUAUCACAUCACCGCCUUCGCGACACGGAGCUCGCAGCGCAAGAAAUCGCUCAGCUGCUGAAGCCACUUGCAGCUCUACUUGAGCACAAUGCUGCCGAAACCCAGGAGAUCGAUGACUCAAUCAUCAAUCUGCAGCGCGACGCUUGGUUCAACAUUGUUGUCCAUGGCUUCGACGUCUUGUCCGACCUAGGCAAGCAGUACCGCGAAGAGCUGAGGACACUGGCUAGGUUCAGCAAGCCUCUCAUUGCUGAAGAACGGCCAUUUCUGUCGGAAAGCGAUAUCGAGCUAAACACAGUUCUCCGUCGUGGCAAGUCAGCUGAGCAUACGGUCGAACAGAAAAAGCGUCUAGGCAAGCUCUUACCUUCAUGCGAGGCUGAUACCAAGUCUUUGAGUUACCAAGAGGCGGUCUUUUUGAGCACUGCAUAUCUGGUCGAGGAUCUGCGUGCUAGUACCGGUGACUGUACAAAGGCUCUCGCUUACUUCCUCGAUCCUAAGUUGCGAGUUGGUGCUGUUGGGAACUGUAUGGCCGCAAUCACGACGACUGCUGUGAGGACGUAUCUGGUCAAGACAUUAUCUGGCCAGUCCCAUGUCUUUUCAACGCCAUACUUGGCAGAGCAACUCGCUACGAUCUUCUCAGCAUGCUGCCACCGUAUUGCGCGUGUUCAAGAGGCUGCAGCUACAUGCGCGGAUCUGAUUAUUCGUGAGGUGCCUUCUACUCUGUGUCAGAAAAGUGCACUAUUUGCGCUGUUGGAGUUGCUCUCUGUGAUGUGGUAUAGCUGUCUUGAGGGCGAGACCGAGGAUUACACGUGGAAGUCGACCUUUACUUCCAAGAGAUCGAACAUCACAGUGGAAUUGUCAGACGACUACGCAUUCCGACGCGCAACUCUGGACAACUUGCAUAAGCGCGCGAUAGUAUGGGUAAAGGGGGUUCUUGACAUAGCGCCUCUCGACGUCAAGGGGCUUUUGCAAUCAUAUCUGUCCGAGUUUGACGAUGAGAUGAGUUUCGGCCAUAUUUCACUUGGUCGUUCCUUCGCACUAGAAAUGGGCUCUGUGGUUCCGUCUACUGAUCAACGACUUGGCGCCAUUGAACGCCAGGGUAUGAAUAUCAAUACUGCGUCUGACUUCAUCACGCAGUAUACAACGAGGCAGGAGUAUAAAUUUUUAGACGGUGUCGUCGACCAUGAGGAAGAGUGGCUUCAGGGGGCUCCGUCGUCUGGACCGAGGCCAACAUACCUAAGUCGCAGCUUGCAAGACGCAACCAAUCUCCUCAUCGACCUUGAGACUCGUACACUAGGUCACAAGCACGUCACCAUCGCCGAGCUUCGUGACAUACUCAGAAGAGCAGCUGCUUUGCUGUGCAGAGUCAAGACAGACCAGUCACCCAUUGUUCAUCAUCUUGUCGGUAUUCCCUUUGCAGUCUUCUCAAAGCAGUCUAUCAAGCUCGGCAUCUCGCUGUGGACCAGUGUGGCCAAGGAGAACCCACGCAUGGAAUCACGCAUCUUGGUUGCCAUUGCUGAAAAUUGGGAGAACACGGUGCGCAAGCGAAGAGGUAUCUUCAGUCCAUUAUUGAGACACGAAGAUCCUUUUUACGGCAAACAAGAAUUCACUGCUACCGAUAAAGAAGCUCUGUCCAAGCGUCAACAGCAGAUUUACAACUUGAUUGCUCCCCACUUCCGACUGCUGCAGUUUCUGUCUAGUCACUUCAGUGCGUCGCGCCUCAGCAAGUCGGAUGUUGAACGCGUGUAUGUGCGAUUGAUGCACAUCACGCUUGAUGCGAUGAGUAGUGGCUGCUCGCAGCCUCUAGCUCGAGAAGCAUAUUUUCACAUCAUUUUGCUGGGUUUGCGCAUUGCGCAUCAUUGCAUCACCCUGUCCCCGACCAUCAGGUGGCGAUUGUUUGAUCGCAUUUUGACAGGUGCACUGGCUUGGUUUGCCAAAGCGCCACAAUGGUCGUUUGGCGGAAAUCGCCUGCAGAUUAAGGCGGAGACUCAUGUCUUGAUGGAUGUACAGGCACAGCUCGAAGCCGUUAGCAAGCUCACUGCUGCGGCUGACAUUGGCGCAAAGUUGAAGGCUAAGCAGGACUUGCUGUCGCUGUUGAUAGCUAACGAACACACAAGGCUGAUGGUGUGGCUUUUUCCCUUGGAUAACAAAAAACAUAGGUUCAGUGGAGGAUCGCAUAGCAAUGUUUUGCCGGAUGCUGCCGUGACAGCUCACUUGAAGACGGCUUGGGCAGAGAAUCCAGCUAUUGCUGUCCAUCUUAUCAAGCGCUUCCAAUCUCAACGUCUGAAUAUGGAGGUCCGUUGGCAGGUGCUGAACUUUCCGCACAAGGUGUUGGAUGAGCCUGAUGCGUUGGAGAUUCUCCUGGGUAAUCAGCUGCCUGCUGAUGUGUCGUUCCAACUCAAGUACAUGCUUUACUGGGCACCAGUGAACCCCAUUACGGCGGUGACAUACUUCCUACCAGCCUACGGGAAUCAUCCUUUCAUUAUCCAGUAUGCCAUGCGAGCGCUGGAGAGCCACUCGGUAGAUGUCAUGUUCUUCUACGUGUAUCAGAUUGUGCAGACGCUGCGCUACGAUGUUCUCGGCUAUGUUGAGAGAUACAUCAUCGAAACGGCCAAGUUCUCGCAGUUGUUUGCGCAUCAGAUCAUCUGGAACAUGAAGGCGAAUGCGUAUAAGGAUGAAACUGCGGAGACGCCCGAUGCUGUCAAGCCUACUCUCGACAAAGUCAUGCUCAGCCUUGAAUCCAGUUUCUCGAAAGAGGACCACGAAUUCUACGAACGCGAAUUUGCCUUCUUCAAUGAAGUCACUGGCAUCUCCGGAACCCUUCGUUCUGUCCUGCACGAAUCGAAAGAAGUCAAGAAGCAAAAAAUUGAGGAAGAACUCCGCAAAAUCAAGGUGGAAGUCGGCGUUUACCUGCCCUCUAAUCCAGACGGACAGGUCAUCGGCAUAGACAGAAAGUCUGGCAAACCGCUACAAAGUCACGCAAAAACACCCUUCAUGGCUACGUUCCGCAUCCGUAAGACUAAGCCAGACACGGGACUUGAGGAGACGGAGGAAGAUGAUCGACACGUGGUGAAGAGCGACAACACGUAUGAGACGUGGCUCAGUGCGAUUUUCAAAGUAGGAGAUGACUGUCGCCAAGACGUCCUCGCCCUCCAACUCAUCGCUGCCUUCCGCGGAAUUUUCAACACAGUCGGCCUAGACGUCUGGGUCUUCCCCUACCGCGUCACGGCCACCGCACCCGGCUGCGGCGUCAUCGACGUGCUGCCCAACUCCAUUUCCCGCGAUAUGCUCGGUCGAGAAGCCGUCAACCGUCUGGACGAGUACUUUGUAUCGCGCUACGGCAACGAAGAUUCGAUCCGUUACCAAGAAGCGCGCUCGAAUUUUGUAAAGAGCAUGGCGGCGUACAGCGUAAUCUCCUAUCUGCUACAAUUCAAGGACCGCCACAACGGCAACAUCAUGAUCGACGACGCUGGCCACAUCAUACACAUCGACUUUGGCUUCUGCUUCGACAUUGCGCCCGGCGGCAUCAAAUUCGAGCGCGCACCCUUCAAGCUGACGGCCGAGAUGAUUGCCGUAAUGUCGGGCAGCAAGAACCCCUCGCCGUAUACCACACAAUCGUACCGCUGGUUCGAAGAGCUCACCAUCAAGGCGUUCCUCGCCGCGCGCCAGCACUGCGAUCACUUGUGCCAUGUUGUGCAGGUGAUGCUCGACAGUGGGCUGCCCUGCUUCAAACCCGAGACGAUGCGGAAUUUCAGGGACCGAUUUGUGCUGGGGCGGAGUGAGGGGGAGGCAGCGGAGUGGAUGCGCGGACUGGUGGAGAAGAGUAGGGGGAGCUAUAGUACGGGAACGUAUGAUCGGUUCCAGUUGAUUACAAAUGGUAUUCCUUAUUAA
Molecule: messenger RNA, 6009 nt
Organism: Plenodomus lingam JN3
Lineage: Eukaryota; Fungi; Ascomycota; Dothideomycetes; Pleosporales; Leptosphaeriaceae
Biological process (GO): phosphatidylinositol phosphate biosynthetic process; phosphatidylinositol-mediated signaling
Cellular component (GO): cytoplasm; plasma membrane
Molecular function (GO): 1-phosphatidylinositol 4-kinase activity
Source: RefSeq, a predicted model, not a curated record